Notothenia coriiceps (black rockcod) is the source of this 2195-nucleotide messenger RNA. RefSeq names its product transportin-2-like. The coding region runs from base 201 to 2195 and encodes 664 amino acids. The record is from RefSeq and is a predicted model, not a curated record. Gene Ontology annotation, biological process: protein import into nucleus. The transcript is spliced from 18 exons. Gene Ontology annotation, molecular function: small GTPase binding. Lineage: Eukaryota; Metazoa; Chordata; Actinopteri; Perciformes; Nototheniidae.
AUGAUCAAACGGAUCACCCGGCUUGAUUGCAAGGCAUGCAAUCUCUGUCACAUACCAGCUAGCAUAGCAACCACACAGAUCCAGAGAGAUCAAACGUUUUGUAUUAAGCUUCACAGAUCGCCGUCAUAUUCUAUUUAAUGUUAGUCGUUACAGCUCUAUUAUCCAUACAAAGAUAGAUCUACCACAGCGGAGUGACCAGGAUGGAGUGGCAGCCAGAUGAACAGGGUCUGCAGCAAGUGCUUCAGCUACUCAAGGACUCCCAGUCCCCAGACACAGCAACACAGAGAGCUGUGCAAGAAAAACUCGAGCAACUCAACCAGUUUCCAGACUUCAACAACUAUCUCAUCUUUGUCCUUACAAGCCUCAAAUCUGAGGAUGAGCCCACUCGCUCUCUGAGCGGUCUGAUACUGAAGAACAAUGUUAAGGCUCACUACCAGAACUUCCCUCCUAAUGUGGCUGAGUUCAUCAAACGAGAAUGCCUCAACAAUAUCGGAGACCCUUCACCGCUCAUCAGAGCUACCAUCGGUAUCCUGAUCACGACCAUAGCCUCUAAAGGAGAGCUGCAGACAUGGCCGGAGCUGUUGCCUCAGCUCUGUAAUCUGCUCAACUCGGACGACUAUAACACCUGCGAGGGUUCUUUUGGCGCAUUGCAAAAGAUCUGCGAGGAUUCCUCAGAGUUGUUGGAUAGCGAUGCUCUGAAUAGACCCCUCAACAUCAUGAUCCCCAAAUUCCUACAGUUUUUCAAACAUUGCAGCCCCAAGAUCAGGUCCCAUGCUAUAGCCUGUGUGAACCAGUUCAUCAUUGGUCGAGCUGAGGCUCUGAUGGACAACAUUGACACCUUCAUUGAGAGUCUGUUUGCGCUGGCCGGUGACGAGGACAGUGAAGUGCGGAAGAACGUGUGCAGGGCUCUGGUCAUGCUGCUCGAAGUCCGCAUCGACCGCCUCAUCCCACACAUGCACAGCAUCAUCCAGUACAUGCUGCAGAGGACCCAGGACCCCGAUGAGAACGUGGCUCUGGAGGCCUGUGAGUUCUGGCUGACCCUGGCUGAGCAGCCCAUCUGUAAAGAGGCCCUGUCCGGCCACUUGGUCCAAUUGACCCCUAUCUUGGUGAAUGGGAUGAAAUACUCUGAGAUUGACAUCAUCCUUCUAAAGGGUGAUGUUGAAGAAGACGAGGCAGUGCCCGACAGCGAGCAAGACAUCAAGCCUCGUUUCCACAAGUCCCGCACUGUCACGCUGCAGCACGAAGGGGGGGAGGGCGAGGACGGGGAGGACAUCGAUGAGGAUGAUGACGAUGACGAUGAUACGCUGUCUGACUGGAACCUACGGAAGUGUUCCGCUGCAGCUCUGGAUGUUCUUGCCAACGUGUUCCGUGAGGAGUUGCUCCCACAUCUCCUGCCGCUGCUCAAAGGACUGCUGUUCCACCCGGACUGGGUCAUCAAGGAGUCUGGCAUCCUCGUGCUGGGAGCUAUCGCUGAGGGCUGUAUGCAAGGCAUGGUCCCGUACCUGCCUGAGCUCAUCCCCCACCUCAUCCAGUGUCUGUGCGACAAGAAGGCCCUGGUCCGCUCCAUCGCCUGCUGGACCCUGAGCCGCUACGCCCACUGGGUGGUCAGCCAGCCCCCCGACUCUCACCUCAAACCCCUCAUGACCGAGCUGCUCAAACGCAUCCUGGAUGGCAACAAGAGGGUACAGGAAGCAGCAUGCAGUGCGUUUGCCACCCUGGAGGAGGAGGCGUGCACAGAGCUGGUUCCUUACCUGAGCUUCAUCCUGGACACGCUGGUUUUUGCUUUUGGGAAGUACCAGCACAAGAACCUGCUCAUCCUCUAUGACGCCAUAGGGACAUUGGCAGACUCUGUGGGACACCAUCUCAACCAAGAAGAGUACAUACAGAAGCUGAUGCCUCCGCUUAUAGCCAAGUGGAACGAGCUGAAGGAUGAAGAUAAAGAUCUCUUCCCUCUGCUCGAGUGUCUGUCGUCCGUUGCCACGGCGCUGCAGAGCGGCUUCCUCCCAUACUGCGAGCCUGUCUACCAGCGCUGCGUCACCCUGGUCCAGAAGACACUGGCUCAGGCCAUGAUGUACAGUCAGUACAGAAACCACCUUCAUCAUAGUAAUGAGAACAAUCUGAAUAUCAGCUUCCAUCAAAGUGAAAUGGCUGUGCAAAUCAUACUGAGGGAGGAUAGCACUGCGUUUGAGUUUUGA